Messenger RNA from Leishmania mexicana MHOM/GT/2001/U1103, 837 nucleotides. RefSeq lists its product as hypothetical. NCBI's taxonomy places the organism in Eukaryota, Euglenozoa, Kinetoplastea, Trypanosomatida, Trypanosomatidae. The record is from RefSeq and is a predicted model, not a curated record. The transcript has a single exon. The coding region runs from base 1 to 837 and encodes 278 amino acids. Gene Ontology annotation, molecular function: transcription coactivator activity. Gene Ontology annotation, biological process: transcription by RNA polymerase II. Gene Ontology annotation, cellular component: nucleus.
AUGCCGAGUGGCCCCAAGAAUAACAAGUACAUCAACCGCCACAGCGAGGAGGCGCGGCUGCGCGAUGAGGAGCGGCGCAUCGACUCCCGCGCGGCCCGCGAGGCGGCGAAGGAGGACGCGCGGUGGUCCGAGGCGGACCCGAAGGUGCUGAAGAAGAUGGAGAAGAAGCGAGAGAUGGAGCAGAAGCAGGAGGCGAAGGCCACCCGCGACGCCGAGAAGAGAGAGCAACUGGAGGAGGAGGAGCGGGAGAUGAAUGCUAAGGUCCCCAAGAAGGUGGCCCAGCGCCAAAUCCAGAAAGACUUGGCGAAGAUGCUGUCAGACUAUGACAAAGAGCGCAACGCCGUUCGGGGCGGCCAGCACGGCGCGGUGGUCAAGGCGGAGAAUACGGAGGAGGGGCUGCUACCGUCUGGCAACGUAAACCGCGAACGGGGCGUGGUUCCGCACCCGGCAGCGGACCAGGAUAGCAACACCAUCAAAGCCUCUGGGACCGUGGGUGGUGUGGUGGCGGCCUUGGAGAAGGGCGGCAGUACCAGCGGCGCUGCUGAGAUACCUGACAACCGUCAUAUCGGCAAGCGUGCCAAGGUGCUCUACAAGGCUUUCCACGCAGAACACCUGGAGCAGGUGAAGGAGGAGAAGCCGGGCCUGCGUCGCACCCAGUACAACGACAUUAUUUGGGAGAUGUGGCAGAAGAGCCCAACCAACCCGUUUGUGAUGCGCACCGAGAAGAUUGCGCAUGAGCGGUUGGAAGCGGAGCGGCGGUGGAUGGAGGGUGACUCGGACGGCGAGGACGAGGAGGAAGGGGAGUUCAAGAAUGACGGCAAGUGUGCGGCCAAGUAG